UUUCCAAAUUAAGCACUUGUUCUCUUUCUCUCUCUCUCCCACAGAAACCCAUAAGACUUUUUUCAGCCUCACAUCGUAUUUCUUCAUCUGGACUGAAUUGAUUCGCUGAAUCUGAAACUGGGUCUUGUUCAUUUUCUGAACUAGUUCAUCACAAAGAACAAAUCUCAUGGAUUGGUAUUUCGGUAACGGGAUCGAUGACCUUGUUGUCCCAAAUGAUGGAGGAUCUGACAGGCUUCCAUCACCAGAUAGCUGGUCGAAGUGGGGGAUAAGUGCAUCUGAGUGCUUUCAGUCCCCGAAUAAAUGCUAUUCCAUGUAUCCACAAUUCAGUAAAGAAGUCAACUUCAGUGGGAAAGGUUUAUUAGAUGAAGGUGAGAUGGGAACUUCUGCUAAUGACAGAGAUCUAUCUAGCAGUUCAAGUGUUUGUGAAGGAUUGUCUGAUGACUCUCUUCAGAAGACCUCACUUUCUUACAAUCGGACCUACAAUCAACUUGAGGACCUAGCAGGACUCCAACAGAUGGAUGACAUAUUCUUGAGUUCCUUACUUGAUGAUCUUCCUGGGGUAGAAAAUGUACAUAAAUCGUUCUUUUUCCGUUCUGAUUCCAGUGGCAUGUUAGCGAGUGAUAGUAUUUCGACAAGCAUGAAUUUGGAAACACAAAGUAUUUCAAGCAGUGUUCACAGUGCUGGCAGCUCAAAAUAUCUCAAAACUCAUGCAUUUUCACCGGAAUUGGGUUCAGAGAAGGGGCAUACCACUAUCUCACAUAUCAGUCCCUGCAACUCAGAGCGUAAUGACUGCUCACCAAUAAAGGCACAGACAGAUAAACUCAUGCUUCCAACUGAGCAAGGGUGCAUGCAUGGUGGUGCGGAUGAUGAAACAUCAGUUGAAGAAUCUGUAUUGCAGGAGCUGGAAAUGGUGAUGACACAGUUGACUGAAAAGACCCGAAUCUGUUUUCGAGAUGCUUUGUAUCGUCUUGCUGAUAACUCAAAAGGGAAUCAUGUUACACAGAGCCAGGACAGAGACCUUGCCAUUGAGAAACCGUCUUCAUGGGCAGACCAUGAUGAAACAACAAGGUCUGGAAGCAAGAAAGUCACAGAAUCAGAGACAAACACCAUUGACCGAGCAAUUGCGAACCUCAUGUUUAAUGAGAUUGACUUCAAUGCACAAGACCUCUCUGGAGGAUCAUCAUCAGACUCCAAACAUGAAUUCAAUGGAGCUUCUGGGCAACAACUAUCUGAAAAUUCCUACCGGCCGGAAGUCUCUCAUUCGCAUCACAAUUCAGUUUUGCCACAUGAUGCUGAAGUUCCAACACUUGGUCAAAGAGACAUGCAUAAAAAUUUCACAAUAAAUGCUGGUGGAAAGAGGAAGACUCCAAUGACGGAGUUUGGCUCUGCGACCGAGUUCUAAAUGGCCAUUUGAGGAAUGUUGUGACACCGCAAUGAUCUGGUGGGCAAAGAAGUUAAUGAAAUUACACGAAGAUCAUUCAUGAGUUGCUUGUACAUAUACCCCAUAUAGUUAGUGUGCAAUGUUUAAAGAUUUGCUGGAUCCAUACUUUCAGCUCAGUUUUGAUCGGCACGUGGAUGAGUAUAUUUAAAAGUAGUAGCUUGUUGUAGACAUGGAUUUUACUUCAAGAGGUUGAAUCGUCUCAUUGGAUUUUGCAUGAUGAUGUUAUUGAUGUUACAAAACAGAGGAGCUUCGUGAGUAUGGGUUGCAGCUCAAUGAGAUGAUUCAGCCUCUUGGUGUUUCGUUGAUGAAAGCUAGUGCCGUUACAUUAUUCUGAUAUGUUGAAG
This is a messenger RNA of Fragaria vesca subsp. vesca, 1785 nucleotides long. RefSeq lists its product as uncharacterized. The transcript has 6 exons. The coding region runs from base 167 to 1402 and encodes 411 amino acids. Gene Ontology annotation, biological process: circadian rhythm; regulation of DNA-templated transcription. The record is from RefSeq and is a predicted model, not a curated record. Lineage: Eukaryota; Viridiplantae; Streptophyta; Magnoliopsida; Rosales; Rosaceae.